AAGUAAUAAAAAUGCCGGCAGCCGCCACAAAAGCAAAGCGUGUGUGCACUGUAGCAGUUUCCAAGACAGCGCCCGCUGAUAUAGAAAGCCUUAUUCAAAGGCUUCCGUCUUAUUUCUCAGUCUUAAUUCUGUCACUCACCCUUUGUCAUUUUUCUUUUCUUUUACUUUAAAAUUUCGAAAAACCAAUUCAAAAAUCUUCACAAAAAUCAGACAUAAUAUACUCGUGUACCUUUUCUCACGUCACGUUUGCUUUUCUUUCAAUAAACACGACGGCCUCCUUAUAACCAUAUCAACUACUCCACUUCGCUCCUCAAAGGGAAUGAACAUAUAGUUCAAAGAAGAGCAUCAAACCAUUGAGUUUUGCUUUGUUUGUAACGUUGGUUUGUGUCUUGUUCUUGUUGUUUUAAGGGGUUUACAGUAUAUAAAUAUCUUUUGGUUUUAGGACAAGUGAAAGGAGAGAAAAUUUUGGGGUUGGAAGAAGAGGAAUAUGGGGUUUGUUUGCUCCAUAUUGAAGAUGGUUUCUGUACUUUUUCUGGUGUUUUUGGCUUUGAAUUGCUUUACUGAGUUUGGAUCAAAUGCUCAACUUUUGCCUGAAACUGAAGCGCAAACUCUUCAAACUGUACUUUCAAAACUGCAGCACCCGAAUGCUACUUUGAUCAGCCGAACAACUUGCAAUGAGAGUUCAUGGAACUAUGACGUUGCUAAGCUUGUUGAAAGCAGUAUUGCAUGUAACUGUUCUGAUGGAAACGACACCAUUUGCCAUGUCACUCAAAUUCUGAUAAAGGGUCACAAUUUGACUGGAAUUCUACCAUCUGAACUUGGAAAUCUGACUCAUCUGGAAGUAAUCGAUCUUACUCGCAACUAUCUUAAUGGAUCAAUUCCAUCAAGCUUGUCUCAGCUCCCUCUCACCAAUUUGUCACUUUUAGGAAACCGAAUUAGCGGUUCAAUUCCUCGAGAAAUUGGUGAUAUUUCUACGCUUGAAGACCUGGUUUUGGAAGAUAAUCUGCUUGAGGGGUUUCUACCUUCCAACCUAGGAAAUUUGGGCCGCUUGAGGAGACUUCUUAUUUCUGCAAACAAUUUUACAGGCACAAUACCUGAAUCAUUUGGCGAUUUGAAGAACUUAACUGAUUUCCGAAUUGAUGGAAGUAGUUUGUCAGGGAAGAUACCUAAUUUCAUUGGGAAUUGGACCAAACUAACAAGAUUGGAUAUGCAAGGCACAUCAAUGGAGGGACCAAUUCCUUCUACUAUAUCUGAGUUAAAAAACUUAACUGACUUGAGGAUAUCUGAUUUGAGUGGGACAAGUUCAGCUUUCCCAAAUUUGGAGGGAAUGACAGAUAUGGAAGAAUUGGUACUACGAAAUUGCUUGAUUACUGGUUCAAUCCCUGCCUAUUUAGGGGAAAUGGCGUCAUUAAAAACAUUGGACCUGAGCUUCAACCGCUUAACUGGUCAAAUUCCAGAGAGACUUCAGAAUUUGGCAAGGUUACAAUACUUGUUCCUAACUAACAACUCAUUAACUGGAGCAGUACCUGAUUGGAUAUUAGAAAGCGACGACAACAUAGAUUUAUCUUACAACAAUUUCACAUCUUCAUCUCAAACAAGUUGCCAACAGUCGAAAGUGAACUUAGUAUCCAGCUCCUCAACCACAGAUAGCAACUCAGUUUCAUGGUGCUUAAGGAAGGACCUUCCUUGUCCCAUAAAUCCCAACCACCAUUCCUUGUUUAUUAAUUGUGGAGGAGAGCAUACAAAUGUUGACGGAAAUGAUUAUGAAGAGGACUUAAGCACCUUUGGUCCAUCAAACUUUUUUAAUUCAGCAAAUAAGUGGGCUUAUAGUAGUACGGGACUUUAUGUGGGCAACGAUGGUGCUCAUUACACUGCAAGAGCUUCAUCUGCUGUGACUGGUCCAGACUUCUACAAUACUGCACGCCUUGCACCUUUAUCACUGAAGUACUAUGGCUUAUGUUUGCUAAAAGGCAAUUAUAAAGUGCAGCUUCACUUUGCUGAAAUAAUGUAUUCUGAUAAUAAGACAUUUGACAGUCUUGGAAGGCGCUUAUUUGACGUAUCAAUUCAAGGGCAAGUAGUUUUGAAGGAUUUCAAUAUUAUGGAGGAAGCUGGUGGUGUAGGUAGGGGCAUCACCAGGGAAUUCAAUUUCGAUGUAAAUGGAAGUACUUUGGAGAUUCACUUAUACUGGAGAGGAAAAGGAACCACUGCCAUUCCCGACAGAGGGGUCUAUGGACCACUUAUAUCUGCAAUUACAGUAACUCCUAACUUCAAGGUUGACACUGGUAAAGGGUUAUCAGCUGGAGCCAUUGCUGGAAUUGUAAUUGGCUCAUGUGUGAUUGUCAUCUUGCUAUUGAUCAUCCUUCGACUGACAGGUUACUUGGGGGGCAAAGAUGAUGAAAACAAUGAACUUCAUGGGCUAGAACUUCAAACUGGCUAUUUCAGUUUAAGACAAAUUAAGGCGGCUACCAAUAAUUUUGAUUCUGCAAAUAAGAUUGGCGAAGGAGGAUUUGGUCCAGUAUACAAGGGUGUACUAUCAGAUGGUACGGUAAUUGCAGUUAAGCAGCUAUCCUCUAAAUCUAAGCAAGGAAACCGUGAAUUCGUGAAUGAGAUAGGGAUGAUUUCUGCAUUGCAACACCCAAAUCUUGUGAAGCUUUAUGGCUGUUGUAUUGAAGGAAAUCAGUUGUUGCUGAUAUACGAGUACUUGGAAAACAACAGUCUUGCCCGUGCACUUUUUGGUCGUAAUGAACAGCGUAUUACAUUGGACUGGUCAACAAGAAAGAAAAUAUGCUUGGGAAUAGCAAGAGGUCUAGCUUAUCUUCAUGAGGAGUCAAGACUGAAGAUUGUUCACAGAGAUAUUAAGGCAACAAAUGUGCUGCUUGAUAAGGAUCUAAAUGCUAAGAUCUCUGACUUUGGAUUAGCAAAACUCGAUGAGGAAGAGAACACCCAUAUCAGCACAAGAAUAGCUGGAACAAUAGGUUACAUGGCGCCUGAAUAUGCAAUGAGGGGUUACUUGACAGACAAAGCAGAUGUUUAUAGCUUUGGUGUUGUUCUUUUGGAGAUUGUCAGUGGGAAGAGUAACACAAAUUACAGGCCUAAGGAGGAGUUUGUUUAUCUCCUUGAUUGGGCCUAUGUCCUGCAAGAGCAAGGAAACCUCUUAGAGCUUGUUGAUCCAAGUCUCGGUUCAAAAUACUCAAAAGAAGAGGCAUUAAGGAUGCUUAACUUGGCUCUAUUGUGCACGAAUCCAUCUCCCACUCUAAGGCCAUCCAUGUCUUCUGUAGUAAGUAUGAUGGAAGGCAAGAUUCCUGUCCAAGCUCCAUUAAUUAAGCGCAAGGGUGUGGAGCAAGAUGCGAGGUUUAAAGCCUUUGAGUUGCUAUCACACGACAGCCAGACGAAUGUCUCUAUAUAUUCUCAUGAUAGUCAGGCUCCAAGAAGCACAUCUAUGGAUGGACCAUGGAUUGAUUCUUCAAUAUCUCUCCCAAAUGAGACUCGAGAACAUUCUUCAUCAAGUAUGCUUCUGAAAACUCCUUCAGAACAACUUUGAUUGAUUUUGUGCUCUAAAAUUGUUGCUCGUCUGACUCAGAUUCUUUGCAAUGGAAAUAUAGAUAUGAAAAUGUUAUUACAAUCAGAUAUAAGGUGAAGAAAAAUGUUAUGAUAUAAUGUGUAGAUGGACAUGUCCUAAUUUAUUGUAUAGAGAAGAGUUUAUUGUAUGAAUGGAGCUUGUGUUUGAUUUAA
Durio zibethinus is the source of this 3732-nucleotide messenger RNA. RefSeq names its product putative LRR receptor-like serine/threonine-protein kinase At1g53440. Gene Ontology annotation, biological process: protein phosphorylation. Gene Ontology annotation, molecular function: ATP binding; protein kinase activity; protein binding. The record is from RefSeq and is a predicted model, not a curated record. NCBI's taxonomy places the organism in Eukaryota, Viridiplantae, Streptophyta, Magnoliopsida, Malvales, Malvaceae.